AUGGUUCAGUCUGCCCAAAUCACCAAGUUGGCCACGCGGGUUGCAGAGGAAGAUGACUCCAUGGCUGUUGAAGAGGAUGAUGCGGUGGCGGUGGGGGAGGAUAAAGCUGACGAGGUGCCGGAUGCUGCGGUUUUGGACACCACUACUUGUGCUGGUUCGUUAUCUCCGCGGGGAUACAAUGGGAGGUGCAGCGGGGAAAAUGGAGGGCAUGGGGUUGCGGAGACACUACACCUGGAUCAGGUAGCAAUCCUAGAACAAGGCGACCGUCGUGUUAGAAGGCGGGGUGUCCGUGCCCCGGUCCCUUCGGAUAGAGAACUCAGGAGACUCAAAAAAUUAGUUUACAUGCACAAAUUAGCUGUAGUGGGGAUCUGCGAGCCCAAGUUCCCUGUGACUGAAGUUGAGUCGAUUCGUAUUCGUUUAAAAUUAGAUUCUGUAGUGUGCAAUUCCUCAAGGGAGUUAGCCGAACGGGAACGGCUCUGGGAGGGUUUGUUGCAAGAUAAGCCACGGCAAGGGCCUUGGUAUGUGGUGGGGGAUUUCAAUCUCACAUUAUCGGCAGAUGAAAAGAGAGGGGGGAGGCGUUUUCAGCCGACGAAGGGGUUAGAGUUGUCUCGCUUUAUGUAUGAUGGAGAGGUGUUUGACGCGGGAUUCACUGGACCCACGUUCACCUGGUGUAAUAAUAGGCUCGAGCGAGCACGAAUCUGGAAACGUCUAGACAGAGUGUUGGUUAAUAUGGCAUGCUUGGAAUUUUCCUUAUCAGUCUCGGUCUCUCAUUUAGUCCGUGCACCCUCGGACCAUGCACCGCUCCUGAUAUCUUUCACCCCUAGGGCCAACAUUCGGUGUCGCUCGUUCCGUUUCCUAAACAUCUGGCCGGCCAGGAGGGAUUUUCUUGAUGUGAUCAGGUUGGCGUGGCAAGUUGAGGCAAUAACGUCACCUCUUUAUGUGGUGUGGACAAAAUUAAAGAGUGUAUCUCAGGACCUACAUCUGUGGAAUAAGGAGACCUUUGGGAAUGUUUUUGAGAAUGUAAAAAAAUGGGAAGCUGCGGUUACGACGGCUGAUCUCAGGGUCCAAUCUGAUCUGUCCGUCGAGGCCUUUACUGAACUACAGCGGGCUCAAAGCCACUUGAAUAAACAGUUAGCAAUUGAAGAUCUUUUUUGGAGACAAAAGGCUAGGAUCAAGUGGCUUCAGCACGGUGAUCUUAAUUCAAAAUAUUUUCACUCGGUUGUCAAGCAGCGGAGGAUCCAAUCUUUUAUUCACAGGAUUAGGGACUCUCGAGGGAAGUGGGUGACAAAUGAUGCAGAGAUAGGGAAGGAAGCUGUCAGAUACUUUGGUGACCUAUUCACGGCCGGUCCUAUUGUCGAUUAUCAUCUUCUUCAUGUUAUUCCUAAUUUGAGUUCAGAAAUUGAUAAUACCAUUCUGGAGGAGGUCCCCUCCUUCGAAGAGGUACGCAAGGUGAUAUUCGAGAUGGAUGGUGAUAGUGCGGCUGGUCCAGAUGGUUUCACUGGUAAAUUCUUUGUGACUGCCUGGGAGGUUGUGGGUCAGGGUGAUCCGUUAUCACCGGCAUUAUUUAUCAUCAGUUUGGAGGUUCUAUCCCGAGACUUGAAUUCUCUUGUCAAUCAAUCCAGUUUCACGGCGUUUAAGGUUCCUAAGCAUUGUUUCCCUAUCACCCAUUUGGCAUUUGUUGACGAUGUCAUCAUUUUUGCUAAUGGGGGUGCGACUUCCCUAAAGAGAGUAAUGCAGAUACUUGAAUGGUACCAGCAUGAUUCAGGGCAGUUGGUUAACGUGCACAAAAGUGGAUACUUAGUUCACCCUCAUCUUUCCCCGGCUCGGCAAGGGGUCAUUGCGCGGAUCACCAGAUUCCAGAAGAAAGUGUUCCCAAUUCGGUACCUGGGAGCACCUCUGUUUAUUGGUCGCGCGAAGGUGAGUUAUUUUUCUGACCUGCGUCAGAAGGUGCUUGACAAGGUUUUGUCUUGA
This is a messenger RNA of Coffea arabica (coffee), 1971 nucleotides long. Lineage: Eukaryota; Viridiplantae; Streptophyta; Magnoliopsida; Gentianales; Rubiaceae. The record is from RefSeq and is a predicted model, not a curated record.